AUGCAGGUCUACGGCGAGGCAUUGUGGGAAACUCCCAGGGUAUCUCGCCCCCUCCCCGCGCUCGCUCCUCUCCUGUUCUUCCUCCGUUCCUCCUCUCUGCGGAACAUCCAGCUUCCAAGGUGUGACAUCAGCAGCCAAAGGUGGGAGCAAAGGCACUCUUUCUGAAGAAGAGAAGAAAUGCCUUGAUGGAACCUAGAUCUUUCACCUCUUAUUCUUUGAAGAAUCCCAGCAGGUUCUGUAACAUGUCCAGGUGGAAUAUUGUUUGAGACGGAACAACAGCUGUAUGCGGUCAAGCCAUUUGAGUCAGAUCCUGUCGAUUGGCUUGUGAGGGCCCAAGUGAAGGGAACUGUGUCAAUAGCCUGUUUCAUCUACCACCAUUUUGGUUUUACCUGAGGAAAGGAGUAGUUAGCCUCUGUUGCACCGGUGAGCAAGAUGGAGUCCAAAGGAAGCACCCGAAGCGGAAACAAGCCCGAUGCCAAGACCGCCGGCUCAGGAAAGCCAGAGAAGCCUAAUUCUGGGCCUGGCGCAGCGGCCGAUAAAAAAGACACCCCCUCUAAGGAGCAACCGGCCCCUGCUGCCACCACCCCAGCCAAAAAGGCGGCAACAGCAGCAGCAAAUGAGGCGACCAUGCUGAAUGACCACAGCAACAUAAAACCGAGCCCUGCGGCAGCAGCGACUGAGGGCUCCGAAGCAGCAAGUAAUUCUGCUGACUCUGAGCACAAAGGGAACAAUGCAGAGGAAUCGCCAGGUAGCAGCAUCUUUGAGAACAUGAAGCCCUUCCUCCUCAUUGGAGGCGCAGCAGUGGCUGCCAUAGCUGUGAUUGUGGGCGUGGCCAUCCUAGCCCGAAAAAAAUAGUAACAAAAAAAUUAAAACCCAAGAAGCACUGGGGGGGGGGGGGAGAGAGAGAGAUUCCCUUGGCGCUGUACAGUUCCUUUUGAGACAAAUGCAUGCUGUCAGAUCUAUACAUACCUAUAAAUAUACAGUAUACAUAUAUAGAGAGAAAGCUGGGUAGGUAAAACUGCAACGGUGGCCACUGUAUUGUUCCAGACAACGUGCUGGUGUUGGCCUAGUAUGGGCACUCAGUGCUUUUGUGCUCUUUCGUGUAUUAUAACUUGGCUUGCACCACUGUGCAUAGAUGGCUUUUUCUGGUCUGUAUAAGCAGUUGCUGUGUUUCCUUUCCAUGGCCCCCUCUUCCCACGUUUUGUCAAGAUGCUUAAAUUUAGUUCUGGUGUUGCAUUCAGAAUCCUCUGCUUUAAGAUGGGUUGUAGUAGAGCAGAUGGGAGAGUUCCUCAUCAACAGGGCCACUGGUUGCUGCCUGUGUUCUAGCGCACGGAAACUGUGCGAGAACAUUCACGGAUUCUUAAGGAGGCAGCUUCUUUCCUAAUCCAAGGGGUGUGUGGCAUUUCCAAUACUUUUCCACCCCUCCUUCGAGGCUUGAUCAGAGCAUCAAAGUGCACCCUCAUCUAAGCUACAAAGCUGUAAUUGGAGCAUGGCUGGCUAUCAAAGUUCAAGAAGCAAACAUGGCCCACUGAGAUCUACAAUGUAGUCUGAUGCCCCUAAAAUAACGUCUUGGGCUUGCCAUCCCAUCAUACAAUGUAGCACUAUGGUGAC
Molecule: messenger RNA, 1611 nt
Organism: Elgaria multicarinata webbii
Lineage: Eukaryota; Metazoa; Chordata; Lepidosauria; Squamata; Anguidae
Gene: CEND1
Product: cell cycle exit and neuronal differentiation 1
Exons: 3
Coding region: 433-855 (140 amino acids)
Biological process (GO): radial glia guided migration of cerebellar granule cell; cerebellum development; cerebellar Purkinje cell differentiation
Source: RefSeq, a predicted model, not a curated record